Daphnia carinata is the source of this 915-nucleotide messenger RNA. RefSeq lists its product as uncharacterized. The transcript is spliced from 5 exons. The record is from RefSeq and is a predicted model, not a curated record. Gene Ontology annotation, cellular component: Ino80 complex; nucleus. The coding region runs from base 179 to 859 and encodes 226 amino acids. Gene Ontology annotation, biological process: chromatin remodeling. NCBI's taxonomy places the organism in Eukaryota, Metazoa, Arthropoda, Branchiopoda, Diplostraca, Daphniidae.
UGCCAGAUGUCGCGACAGCUUCAACACGCCUUUGCGUCGUCUGGUUCAAAGCUUUAAAUUUACCUAUCAAAACUUAUAGUACAACUGUGAAUAACUUCAGGCCUUGGAGACUUCCUUGACGGAUUUAAAGUUUACAGCUUGACGAAUUCACACCAUUCAAUAUUGUCAUAACGACCGAAUGGCUCUAGAAAGUUUUGACAAUGAGGACAUGGUAUUUAAGGAUAAAUACAGAAAUCUAAAGCGGAAGCUAAAAUUUCUCAUUUAUGAAAAUGAGUGUUUUUCCAUGGAGAUACGAAACAUGGAGAAAAGGCUAUUGAGGAUUCUUAAAGACAGAACAUUUCUACUAGAUAUGUUGACCCAGCAUGAAGCGGGGUCCCCUGCUUUUGAAUCAUCUGAUGAUGAUUUGACAGAUUCUUCUGAUGGUGAAAUGAAGAUGCAGCAUAAAAGUUCAGAUAGAAAGAAAAAAAUGAAAACAGAACGGGGGACAAAGAAAACUCCUGGCAUUCCAUCAAAACCCAGAAGAAAACCUCCAAAUAAACUUGACAAGAAAAACAGCGUGAAACCUGAAACAGUAGCAAACCUUCUGAUGGAAGAUUCGAGUUCUAAACAAGAGGUUACAACCAAAACAGGUCAUAUGACUCCAGAAGAAGUUGUGAGGCACUUAGAAUCAAGAAGAGCCCAACAGAGUCAGUUGGAAUUCUCGUUUGCACCUGACAAAGCUCCUGCAACUGUACCUACUGAAAUGUUUAGUAAUGAUAUAGAAAUAGGCGGUGGUAACUUUCGAGAAUUUCUUGAUAUGGAUACGUCCCCUAGUAAUGGUGGAGAUGAGAACGUCACGAUCGAUAUGGAGCAUAAUUAAUCAUUUAAUAUUUGAAUUCAAUGUAUUUCAAUAAAACAAAUUUGUUUUGCCUGAAA